UUCGGGGUACCAGAUAUGGCGACAGGGGGCGGUGGGGGGGGAGGAGGCGCGAGGCAGAGAAGGAGGAAAGCAGGGCUCGCGGGAUUGUGUUGGAAAACAUGCUACUUUCCCAUCCUGUUCUGGGUCGUCUCCGUGUGCGGGGAAGAGAAGACGCUCAUCGUGGAGACGUGGCUGAAGAACUACGGCUACCUGCUGCCUCACGAUCUCCGGACCUCGGACCUGCGGCAGGAGAAAGCCAUGCAGUCCGCCGUGGCCGCCAUGCAGCGCUUCUACGGGAUUCCUGUGACGGGAGUACUGGACGAGACCACGAUAGAGUGGAUGAAGAGACCUCGCUGUGGCGUUCCAGACCAUCCUCACACCACCCGCCGGCAGAGGAAUAAACGCUACGCCCUGACGGGGCAGAAAUGGAGAGACAAAAAGAUCUCCUACAGCAUAUCAAACUUCACCCCUAAAGUGGGAGAGAAAGACACACAGAGGGCGAUCCGACAAGCCUUCAACGUCUGGCAGACGGUCACCCCGCUCUCCUUCCAGGAGGUGCCGUACUCGGAGAUCAAGAACGAGGGGAAGGAGGCGGACAUCAUGAUCUUCUUCGCCUCCGGCUUCCACGGCGACAGCUCUCCGUUUGACGGGGAGGGGGGAUUCCUCGCCCACGCCUACUUCCCCGGCGCCGGCAUCGGGGGGGACACCCACUUCGACUCCGACGAGCCCUGGACGCUGGGCAACGCCAACCACGACGGUAACGACUUGUUCCUGGUGGCGGUUCAUGAGUUGGGCCAUGCGUUGGGUCUGGAGCACUCCAACGAUCCCAGUGCCAUCAUGGCUCCGUUCUACCAGUACAUGGACACGCACAACUUCAAACUGCCUCUGGACGACCUGCAGGGCAUCCAGAAGAUCUACGGCAUCCCCACAGCCAUGCUGGAGCCCACCCGGCCGCUGCCCACCCUACCCUCCCGCCGGACGCACUCCACCUCCGAACGCAAACACGACCGCUCCCGCCCGGCGCGUCCGCCCGGCGACCGGCCCGCGCUGCCCGGGAACGGGAAACCCAACAUCUGCGACGGGAACUUCAACACCGUGGCCUUCUUCAGGAGGGAGAUGUUCGUGUUCAAGGACCGCUGGUUCUGGCGCCUGCGGAACAACAAGGUGCAGGAGGGCUACCCGAUGCAGAUCGAUCAGUUCUGGAAGGGCCUGCCGCCUCGCAUCGACGCCGCCUACGAGAGAUCAGACGGGAAGUUCGUCUUCUUCAAAGGAGAUAAGUUCUGGGUGUUUAAGGAGGUGACGGCGGAGCCCGGGUUCCCCCACAGCCUGGUGGAGCUGGGCAGCUCGCUCCCGAAGGACGGCAUUGACACGGCGCUGCGCUGGGAGCCCGUCGGGAAGACCUACUUCUUCAAAGGGGACCAGUACUGGCGCUACAACGAGGAGAAGAACACGGCCGACCCCGGGUACCCCAAACCCAUCACCGUGUGGAAGGGGGUCCCGGACGCACCGCAGGGUGCCUUCAUCAGCAGGGAGGGAUACUACACCUACUUCUACAAGGGGAAGGAGUACUGGAAGUUCGACAACCAGAAGCUGACGGUGGAGCCCGGUUACCCGAAGUCCAUCCUGCGCGACUGGAUGGGCUGCGAUCAGUCGGACAUGGAGCGCUCUGGCAGCAAGGGGAACCGCGGGGACCGCCAUCUGCCGCUCGACGACGUGGACAUCAUGGUGACCAUCAACGACGUCCCGACGACGGUCAACGCCAUCGCCGUCGUGAUCCCGUGCAUCCUGUCGCUGUGCAUCCUGGUGCUGGUGUACACGAUCUUUCAGUUUAAAAACAAAGGAGUGCAGCAGAGCACCAUGACGCAGCACUACUACAAAUACCCUGUGCAGGAGUGGGUAUGACAGGCAGCGCUCCUUUGAAGAGGUCCUGGAUUAAAGAAGACUGUCAGCCAGCUGGAUUUCGGCCAGGAAUGCUAGCAACAAAAACAAUGCAAAGUCAAUGCUGAAAGACGCUAAUUGUGCUAGCUUGUGAUGAAAAGGCGUACUGUGAAAAUGGGUGUAGGUUUAGACUUUGGAUCAGUCUUAGAGAGAAGUUCGUGCCUAUCUUGUGACACAAGUGUAAACCGGCAUGUGGUCCGAUUUUGGCUUUUUCCCGUUCCUCAGCGGGGAAGGAUAGCAAUGGCUAGGAUACGUGAGCACAAAGUCAACAAAGACUCCUGGAGGAUCUGAUUGGAUAAGGACAGUAAACACACCUCUCUCUAAGUGAAACCGGGUCUCAUCAGCCACACUGAACUCUGACUUCUCGGACCUACAACACAACUCUCCUUCUCAGAUGAAGAAAAAGAGAAAGAGGAUUCGGGGCUGAAAGAAUAUGCUCCUUAAAGCCACCUCCAAGUAUGUCCGAACAACAACUUGUACACGUGAACUACUUCAACUUAACAUCCAGAGGAAAGAAAAUACAAAAUCAAACUUGAAGAAAACCUGUAGGUAGAAAGGCCAUAUACAAACUAAACCACCAAGGAUCUCUCUCCUGAUCUUUUGAUUUAAUGUGUAUUUAUUUAUAGUAUGGCCCUGCAAGGUGUCAAAGAGGCCCUUUCUCGCUCUUGUUCUACACAAUAAAACAGCAUCUUUGUCAGCAUUAACUAAAGAAUUUGUCAACUUUAAACUCCCUGCUUUGUUUUUCCCAGCGUCGACUGAAGGAGUGUUGUUGUAAAACAGCUAGUCGUCGGCAUAGAGACAUUUUAACAGCCUUACCUCCGUCUCAGAACAUAUGUGCACCUAUUUGACAAGAUGAACGAAACCGGGGCUCGUAUUUAUCAAACUGACAAACUGACUUAAAAUAAAAAUCCUUUACAUUUUCCUUUAAUCACAAACUUCAAAAUAAAUGUCUCAGAUGUUUUUAGAGAUUUUCCAAAAUAAGAUUGGCUACGACGAUGAUUGUAACCUCAUUCUGUUUUUCUGUGAUUGGAUGUUAAUGCAGGUGUACAAACAACCACAAAAACAACAAAAUGUAUUUAUUUUAUAUUUAUUACAAUAUUGAAAGGAUUUAUACAAUUUGAUGGAGGUUUUUUCUGUAGGGCAAACCAAAAUUUAGCUAACCAAGGGUUCCCUCCACAAAAGCCAAUGGGAUUUUUCCAUUGGAUGAUUGCAGGAAACAGCGAUGCAUGCACAAAAAGGGAAGCAUUUAUCUACAGAAACACUUCUUCUAGAACAGCAGCUCUAACUUAUUGAAUUACACAAGCUGCUCAUUCACAAACAACAACAGUUAUUUAGUGUCUUGUAUCUUUAACUUACAUUUAAUUCUCUCUUCUCUUUUUGUUUUUACCAAUUAGGCCAAUUUCCUAAUAAUUGAUCCCUUUUUAUAUACUACAAACAUAUGAAAAUGCUUGUGUACAGAUUGUAAUAUAUUUGUAUUAAUUGUCAGCUGUGAUAUGAAGGAUAAACAUUAUGAAAAUCCGUCUUUUGGAUUUUAAAAUGACACAUUUUGCACUUUCGAUCAAUGCAAUUUUCUUAAUAAUGAGCAUGGCAUGUAGGAUGACACUGCUGAUUGAUAAAUGUGUCUCAAUUAAAACAACUUCUUUAAUUGA
Eleginops maclovinus (Patagonian blennie) is the source of this 3566-nucleotide messenger RNA. RefSeq names its product matrix metallopeptidase 24 (gene mmp24). The transcript is spliced from 10 exons. Bases 16 to 1881 code for a protein of 621 amino acids. NCBI's taxonomy places the organism in Eukaryota, Metazoa, Chordata, Actinopteri, Perciformes, Eleginopidae. The record is from RefSeq and is a predicted model, not a curated record. Gene Ontology annotation, biological process: extracellular matrix organization; proteolysis; collagen catabolic process. Gene Ontology annotation, molecular function: metalloendopeptidase activity; zinc ion binding. Gene Ontology annotation, cellular component: extracellular matrix.